CGCGGGCCGGCGAGACCGCGGCGGGACAGCAGGCGGAGGCCCGGGCGGGCGGCCGGCCGCGGGCUCCCAGAAGAGACACUGAGGCCCAGAGGGACCAGCACACAAGGGUUCGACACCGCGCCACCAACUGAAGCCCCCAAAAGGAGCCCGGUGAUGCUGCCCAGGCUGUGAACAGGGAAGGCAGCGCUGCGUGGGCUGCCAGCAGCCGGGGCUGGGGAGAGACAUGUGGACACGUGGCCUCUAUGGCUCCCGCCUGCCAGAUCCUCCACUGGGCCCUCGCCCUGGGGCUGGGCCUCUCAUUCGAGGUCACACACGCCUUCCGGUCUCAAGAUGAGUUCCUGUCCAGUCUAGACAGCUAUGAGAUCGCCUUCCCCACCCGAGUGGACCACAACGGGGCACUGCUGGCCUUCUCGCCCCCGGCUCCCCGGAGGCAGCGUCGGGGCACGGGACCUCAAGCAGAGUCCCGUCUCUUCUACAAGGUGGCCGCACCCAGCACCCACUUCCUGCUAAACCUGACCCACAGCCCUCGCCUCCUGGCGGGGCACGUGUCUGUGGAGUACUGGACUCGAGAAGGCCUGGCCUGGCAGAGGGCCGCCCGGCCCCACUGCCUCUACGCGGGCCACCUGCAGGGCCAGGCCAGCAGCUCCCACGUGGCCAUCAGCACCUGCGGGGGCCUGCACGGCCUGAUUGUGGCAGAUGAAGAAGAAUACUUAAUCGAGCCCCUGCAAGGGGGGCCCAAGGGGCACCGGGGACCGGAGGAGAGUGGCCCCCACGUGGUAUAUAAGCGUUCCUCUCUGCGUCACCCUCACCUGGACACAGCCUGUGGAGUGAGAGAUGAGAAACCGUGGAAGGGGCGGCCGUGGUGGCUGCGCACCCUGAAACCGCCACCUGCCCGGCCCCUCGGCAAUGAAACAGAGCGUGGCCAACCAGGCCUGAAGCGCUCCGUCAGCCGAGAGCGCUACGUGGAGACCCUGGUGGUGGCUGACAAGAUGAUGGUGGCCUACCACGGGCGCCGGGACGUGGAGCAGUACGUGCUGGCCAUCAUGAACAUUGUUGCCAAACUUUUCCAGGACUCGAGUCUGGGAAACAUCGUUAAUAUCCUGGUAACACGCCUCAUCCUGCUCACGGAGGACCAGGUGCGGGGGAGGGGGGAGGUUCCCCCACCUUCCACCACCACAGAAUUCAGCACUGCCUGCAUUGUCCCCUGGGUGGCUGGUACCCGUGUACCUCACUCUGUCCAUCCUCAGCCCACCCUGGAGAUUACCCACCAUGCCGGCAAGUCCCUGGACAGCUUUUGUAAGUGGCAGAAGUCCAUCGUGAACCGCAGCGGCCAUGGCAAUGCCAUUCCGGAGAAUGGCGUGGCCAACCAUGACACAGCAGUGCUCAUCACACGCUAUGACAUCUGCAUCUACAAGAACAAACCCUGCGGCACACUAGGCCUGGCCCCUGUGGGCGGGAUGUGCGAGCGAGAGAGAAGCUGUAGCAUUAACGAAGAUAUCGGCCUGGCCACGGCGUUCACCAUCGCCCACGAGAUCGGACACACGUUUGGCAUGAACCACGACGGCGUGGGCAACAGCUGCGGGGCCCGUGGCCAGGACCCAGCGAAGCUCAUGGCGGCUCACAUCACCAUGAAGACCAACCCGUUUGUGUGGUCCUCCUGUAGCCGCGACUACAUCACCAGCUUUCUGGACUCGGGCCUGGGGCUCUGCCUGAACAACCGGCCCCCCAGACAGGACUUCGUGUACCCAACCGUGGCCCCUGGCCAGGCCUAUGACGCGGAUGAGCAGUGCCGCUUCCAGCAUGGAGUCAAAUCGCGUCAGUGUAAAUACGGGGAGGUCUGCAGCGAGUUGUGGUGUCUGAGCAAGAGCAACCGGUGCAUCACCAACAGCAUCCCGGCCGCCGAGGGCACGUUGUGCCAAACACACACCAUCGACAAGGGGUGGUGCUACAAGCGGGUCUGCGUCCCCUUCGGGUCGCGGCCGGAGGGCGUAGACGGCGCCUGGGGCCCGUGGACCCCGUGGGGCGACUGCAGCCGGACGUGCGGCGGCGGCGUGUCCUCCUCCAGCCGACACUGCGACAGCCCCAGGCCGACCAUCGGGGGCAAGUACUGCCUGGGCGAGAGACGGAGGCACCGCUCCUGCCACACUGAGGACUGUCCCCCAGGCUCCCAGGACUUCAGGGAAAUGCAGUGCUCUGAAUUUGACAGCGUCCCCUUUCGUGGAAAAUUCUACACAUGGAAGACGUACCGGGGAGGGGGCGUGAAGGCCUGCUCGCUCACCUGCCUAGCAGAGGGCUUCAACUUCUACACCGAGAGGGCUGCGGCCGUGGUGGAUGGGACGCCCUGCCGCCCGGACACAGUGGACAUCUGUGUCAGCGGCGAGUGCAAGCACGUGGGCUGCGACCGCGUCCUGGGCUCCGACCUGCGGGAAGACAAGUGCCGCGUGUGCGGAGGUGACGGGAGUGCCUGCGAGACCAUCGAGGGGGUCUUCAGCCCGGCCUUGCUUGGGACUGGGUAUGAGGAAGUCGUCUGGAUCCCCAAAGGCUCCGUCCACAUUUUCAUCCAGGACUUGAACCUCUCCCUCAGUCACCUGGCCCUGAAGGGAGACCAGGAGUCCCUGCUGCUGGAGGGGCUACCUGGGACCCCCCAGCCCCACCGCCUGCCCCUGGCUGGAACCACCUUUCAGCUCCGACAAGGGCCGGAUCAGACCCAGAGCCUAGAAGCCCUGGGACCCAUUAACGCAUCUCUCAUCGUCAUGGUACUGACCCGAACUGAACUGCCCGCCCUCCGCUACCGCUUCAAUGCACCCAUCGCCCGUGACGCACUGCCUCCCUACUCCUGGCACUACGCGCCCUGGACCAAAUGCUCAGCCCAGUGUGCAGGCGGCAGCCAGGUGCAGGCCGUAGAGUGCCGAAAUCAGCUGGACAGCUCCGCCGUGGCCCCCCACCACUGCAGCGCCCACAGCAAGCUGCCCAAGAGGCAGCGUGCCUGCAACACGGAGCCCUGCCCACCUGACUGGGUGGUAGGGAACUGGUCUCGCUGCAGCCGCAGUUGUGAUGCAGGCGUGCGCAGCCGCUCUGUCGUGUGCCAGCGCCGCGUGUCGGCGGCCGAGGAGAAGGCGCUGGAUGACAGCGCUUGCCCGCAGCCGCGCCCCCCAGUACUGGAAGCCUGCCACGGCCCCGCCUGCCCUCCGGAGUGGGCCGCCCUCGACUGGUCGGAGUGCACCCCCAGCUGCGGGCCGGGCCUCCGCCACCGCGUGGUCCUCUGUAAGAGCGCAGAUCACCGCGCCACGCUGCCCCCCGCGCAUUGCCAGCCCGCGGCCAAGCCACCAGCCACCAUGCGCUGCAACCUGCGCCGCUGCCCUCCGGCCCGCUGGGUGGCGGGGGAGUGGGGCGAGUGCUCCGCGCAGUGCGGCUUCGGGCAGCAGCAGCGCCCCGUGCGCUGUUCUAGCCACACCGGGCAGCCGUCACGCGAGUGCGCCGAGGCCCUGCGGCCACCCGCCACACAGCAGUGCGAGGCCAAGUGUGACAGCGCGCCCCCGGGGGACGGCUUGGAAGAGUGCAAGGAUGUGAACAAGGUCGCCUACUGCCCUCUGGUGCUGAAAUUUCAGUUCUGCAGCAGAGCCUACUUCCGCCAGAUGUGCUGCAAAACCUGCCAGGGUCGCUAGAGGGCGCUCGGCCUUCGGAGCGAGUCCUGGAUGUGCGCGGGCUGGGGGUGGGGGGAACCAGACGUGCAGCUGACCAGCCUGAAGGAGCCCGAGGGGGCAGGAACUGGGAGUGAAUGGUGAGAUGGAGCUGGAAGUUAUUUAUUGGGAACUCCUGCAGGGCUCCUGACUGGGGGGGGGGGGGGGGGGGGGGUGAGGGGAUGGAGAGGGGCUGGCCACGCCCACGGCCCCUCCUCUGCGCACCUCUCAGUUCACAGAGAGACCCCCCCCUCCAGGGUGAGCUUGAGUUGGGAACAGUUGCUCUCCCUAGAACUCUUGCCACCCACCUUUAGGGAGCCCCCCUACACAACACCCGCCUUUGAUCGGAAUAUGUACUGUGAAGAGUGGGGGUGGGGAGGGGGUCAGCCGGUGCCCUGCCCCCCCCAGCACUGCCCUGCCCCUCCACUCUGAGCUGGGGGGGAAAUCUAUGUCCGCUAUGGGGGAGGGGAUUAGCACCACCUCCCUGACACCCUGCCCCCGACCAGACCAGCUAGAGGGGGGAGGCAGAGCUGGGAAGACCCACCCCAUUCUCUGCCUUGCCUGCCCCAGGGGGACCCCGUCAUCCAGGCCACCCCCAUGAUGGUGCUACAGGCCCUGCCCUGGGGCCCACACACCCCCUCACCAGGAAGCCCUACAUCAAUAAAGUUCUGUCUUGUGUA
This is a messenger RNA of Dama dama (fallow deer), 4360 nucleotides long. It is a transcript of the gene ADAMTS10, whose product is annotated as ADAM metallopeptidase with thrombospondin type 1 motif 10. The coding region runs from base 243 to 3665 and encodes 1140 amino acids. Lineage: Eukaryota; Metazoa; Chordata; Mammalia; Artiodactyla; Cervidae. The transcript has 25 exons. Gene Ontology annotation, biological process: extracellular matrix organization; proteolysis. Gene Ontology annotation, cellular component: extracellular matrix. The record is from RefSeq and is a predicted model, not a curated record. Gene Ontology annotation, molecular function: metalloendopeptidase activity.